Solanum pennellii is the source of this 3517-nucleotide messenger RNA. RefSeq names its product RING-H2 finger protein ATL78-like. The transcript is spliced from 2 exons. Lineage: Eukaryota; Viridiplantae; Streptophyta; Magnoliopsida; Solanales; Solanaceae. Gene Ontology annotation, biological process: protein ubiquitination. Bases 2568 to 3191 code for a protein of 207 amino acids. The record is from RefSeq and is a predicted model, not a curated record. Gene Ontology annotation, molecular function: transferase activity.
GCCUAGCAAAAACACCUCAAGACUCAAGUUUGGAAUUCUUAUGUUCAAUGGCUAUAAUUGCAAUCCAUAUUGAAUUGCAAAUGUGAUCACCCCCUUAUUGAAAAGACCAAAAAAUGGGCCUUUUCGACGACCAGACCCAAAUUCAGCCAACACAACCCGACCCGACCCCACGUUGUCUUGUUCACGGCAGCAAACAUCGCAUCAAUCCAGAAAAAGCUGUGGCGUCCAAAGAAGGAGCCGUUUGAGUAUUUGUGAGGCUUCAAAUCUCUAUCCGUUGAGGAAUUGUACUUUCAAUGACCGUUUCCCCCUACCUCUCUCUAUAUAUACUUCCACCUUCUUUAAGAAAAAAAUAACAGUAAGAAAAUGUGAUUCUUAUAUCCUAAAAAACAGAGGUUUGGAUUCUUAUAUUCUUGUAUUUGCCUAAAACAUCUUGCUACAUAUAGUAUUGUUAGCAACAUAUAACUAAUUAAGUUUUUUUCUUUUAGUUACUGUACCAACUUGUGUUUGUUCAAUACUUCAUUUAGCUAAUGAAUCUGCUGCUUGAUUGGGUUCUCAAUAUGCAGAGGAAACUGAAUUUCAUCUUGGCAAAUGACCUUAGCAGCUAACUUAGAUUUACAGGUUCUUAAACUAAACUUAGUUCCAUAUAUAGUGCAACUGAUGCUUCUUUUUUUUUUUUUUAAUGUUUGAAGAAAUUCACAAUCGCUAUUUUUUUAACAAUAAUUUGUAAAAUCACAUAAAAAUAAUAACAAGUACAAUGCAGCGAGUGCUACUAACUUAAACUAAUAAUUAAAGAAGAGGAAUUGAAAUAUUUUGAUUGUAAUAAUUUGAUAAAAGGAUUAAACAGUCAGCAACAUUCCAAUCACACAACUAGAUGUAAGCUCAAAAUCCUCUUCUCAAUUUAUAAAUUAUUUUUAAAAAUUACGAUAAAUAAUUUAAGAUAAAAAACGUAGAACAUUAUGAUAAUGCAUUUGUAAAACAAUUAAGUAAAGUUCCAUUGCCACUUUUAUUUGGCUCCACACCUAGAAUGCAUAACCACAAUAACUCUUCACCGCACCUCUUUUAUACAAAUCACUCUUUUUUAUACAUUUGAAAAGUACCUCAUUUUUCAAUCCUAAAUAGAUUUGUAUCUUUUUCUCAACCAAAAUAAUAAUAAUAUUUCUAAUUAAAGAAUCUUUCUAGUUGACAAACAUAUAAUUCUUAUCCACCUAGAAAAAGAAUUUCUUAGAAAAAGUGAAAAAACUUAUCCAUACCAAUUGCCCCUUUACAUUAAUCAAGAGACGGUAUUAUUUGAACAUUAUCAUAUCACUAUCAAUCAUAUGUUCCUUUUAUAAGCUCCAAUUCUAGUGCUUUUCACUACAUUUUUUUUGUAAUUAUCCUUUUUUAAAUUUUGAAAUUACUGAAUUUCAAAUUAUGCAAAUAUAUAACAAUUUAAAUUAAAUUUAAUCGAACUCACAAUUCAAACUGUAACUCUGAUCUUGUGUCUUUUCUAUUGAUAAAAUCUAUGUACUAGAUUUCAUUGUAUAACUUUUUUAAAGUUAGAUAAUAAUAUCAAACAUAGGCAUAGUACUCUUACAAGUGUACUCUUGUCCGCAAGUGGAUAGGGUACUUUAUGAGAUACAAAAAUGUAUAACAACAAAUAAAGUACCAUUAGUAAAAUCGAUGUUAAAAUUUUUACUUGGUUAGUAACAACAAAUAUACAGUUUUAAAAAAUAUGUCUCAUUAUGAUAUUAACAACCUUUGUUUUCUCUAUUUGCAAGUCUUCAAAAAGAAAUUACUACAGCUAAUCAUAGUAUUAUUAAAGCAAAAUGAUUUAAUUAAAAGAAAUUACUACAACCAAAAUAUCAUUAUGUAGACACCAGAUAACAUUUUGGUCCAACAGGAAAUCUGUAUGUACUUUCACUAUUAAGUAUAUGUACUUUUUUUAUCGAUAUUGAUCUUUUCAUGUUGUUUGUUUCAUAUUAUAUUAUCUCGAUAAUAACAUUUCGUUAUAUCAAUACAACAAGAUCAAAUAAAAGUUUCACUUAUCGUUCUAAAUAUAGCUAUAUUUCACUUAUCAAAGUAUCAGUUCGAUUAUUAAAUGGUCAUAUUCACGUGGCAGCCUAGUCGGCAGUCGGCAAUGAAAUGGGGUCCGGUUCUUGAGUGGGCAAACCAUUAUCUUUUUACAAAAUCAAAGUGUUUUAGUGGAGUAUCCAAAUUGAAAACGAACAUAUAUUAAUUCGAAUUAGAGUUCCUAUUAAAUUAGUAUCAAACCUAUUUAUAAUAAAAACAUGCCUUAAAACUUGGAAUUAUUCAUCAAAAUCUAAAGUGAAAUAAUAAUAUUCGCGGUGUUCGCAUUAGAAUUUCUAUUAAAUUCAAAUCACGCAUUAUAAUCUAACAUAAAGAAUGAAACGUUCUCACUAUCAUCCUGAUAUACUUCCAUUAUUACUAGUCAAAAAGUUGAUCUACACUUUUUACACCUGAACACCCUUAUAUAUAAACCCCACCUCCAAGAAGACUUCAAUAAUUCAUCCAACAAGAAUACAAAGAAAAAAACACAUACAAAAUUACCAAAAAAAAAUCAUAAAUUCAUGGACUAUUCAAGAAGAUUACUCCGGGAAGCCACCAUGUCGCCGCCACCGGCAGCCGGAAUCAGCCACGAUACACCACUUGGUCAUAGAGUCAACACAAUUGAUGCAAAUGUUAUUAUGGUUUUGGCUGUACUUGUAUGUGCCUUAAUUUGUUCACUUGUGUUGAAUUCCAUCAUAAAAUGUGCAUUUAAGUGCUCUAGCUUAAUAUUGGCUGAUCCAUCAUCAAAUCAUACAAGUAACAACAACUCUUCUUCAACAAAAUUAGUCAAUAGAGGGAUCAAGAAAAAAGCGCUCAAGACAUUUCCAGUUAUAACAUAUAGUACUACUGAACUGAAACAUCCAGGGCUCGACUCUGAAUGUGUCAUCUGCUUAUCAGAAUUUGGAGUUGGAGACAAAAUCAAAGUGCUACCUAAGUGCAACCAUGGAUUCCAUGUUCGAUGUAUCGAUAAAUGGCUCAAUUCACACUCUUCUUGCCCUACUUGUAGGCACUCCCUCAUUGACACUUGCGAAAAAAUUGUUAAUGGUGGCAAUUCUUCUACUAAUAAUAAUAAUACAGAGGCAGCAGUACAACAAGUUAUAGUAAGGAUUGAACCUCUCCAACGUGAAGGUGUGAUAUCCAAUUAAUUUACAAUCAAAAUUUGGUAGAAAAAAAUAGUAAUAUAGCUAGAUUUUCCUUAGUAAAUCUCUUCUUUUUUCGAGCUCUGAUUAUGAAAGAAGGAACCUAGAAGAAGAAUGUAUCACACAUAUUACUCAAUUAGGUUAGAAGCUUAGAGAGGUAGCAUGUAGUUUCCAAUGAGUUAUCAAGUGUAUAUACAAGUUAAGGUGUUUAAAGUUAUGGCAUUUCGUUUGAACCCUUUAAGUUCCUAUCUUAGGGUAAAUUGGAUUUAGAUUUUGUAUUUUAUGAUCAUAUACAACAAAUUAAAUUAAGCGGGACCCGCUAAUCAAUCUAA